Messenger RNA from Brenthis ino (lesser marbled fritillary), 1143 nucleotides. The record is from the annotation of a GenBank genome assembly. NCBI's taxonomy places the organism in Eukaryota, Metazoa, Arthropoda, Insecta, Lepidoptera, Nymphalidae.
AUGGCAUUAACAGUGGAUAAACUUAUUAACGAAGAAAGAUUUAGCGGUGAAAAUGUUCUGCAGUUCCUUUUGUAUUUACCCCUCGGUUUAGUUUUGAUGUCCUUGCGAAUAGUUUUAGCGUUAAUACUCUGGAUUGCAUCAAUCAUACUGCCUAAUAAAUCUGCUGUGAGACAGUUAUUAUCUACUUUGGCAUGCUGGACCUUCGGAGUAUAUGUAAAGGUGAAGGGCAGUAAAGACCCACGCAGCAGUCUACUGGUAGCAAAUUAUGUGUCUUGUUUGGACUCUUUGGCUGCCGCUCAUACUUUUGGCACAAUUAGUUUGAGAAAAUGGAAAGUGCCACCAUUUUUUGCAUCAGCUCUUGGUAUCAGAAAUGCUGCUCAAUUUGUGAGAAAACAACACUUCACAGAGUGUCCGAGUAAGCCAGUGCUAUUGCAGCCUGAAGGAGGCCCUACAAACGGGAAAGCUGUUCUUAAAUUUACUGAUUGGUCCUUCCCCAUCGGCAAUAGAGUACAACCUGUUGCUAUUACCAUUGAGCGUCCAUUCACAAAUGUGACAGUGCACCGUCCCUAUGACAAGUCUGAUGUAUUUCCAUGGUGGGACGCUGUAUGGUUCCUGUGGACACCAUUCUCUGUGUUCACCCUAUGGGCCCUACCCUCUUUGGAGAGGAAGGAUGAGAACGAACAGGAAUUUGUUGAAAGGGUUAGACGGGUUAUUUCUGAAGCUUUGCAGGUGGAACUAUCAGAGUCUACGUGGGAAGAUUUAAACAGAGGCCCCCGCAUCAGACGCAGGACCCAACAGCAAAGUGAACUGAUGAAACGAGCCAACCAUGUCAAAGAGAUCUUACCGAGAGUGCCUUUGAAGGAUAUUGUUAAAGAACUUGAAAAAACCCGUAGCGUGGAUGUAACAAUAACCAACUUCCUUGAGGGCCUCACACAAUACACACCGGAGGCUGAAGCGGUAAUCGAACCCCAACCUAGCACGUCCACGGCACAACCCAAGUACAUAACCCCCAUACCAACGGGGGUAUUCCCAAAAUCUGCCAAAGAAAGGCAAUUGAGCUUCCAAGAACGAAAAGCUCAAAUGAUAGCCGAAGCAAGACAAAGGUAUAUAGAAAAACAUGGCCUAAACAUAGCUUUAAAUUGC